Pseudopipra pipra is the source of this 4492-nucleotide messenger RNA. RefSeq names its product synaptosome associated protein 23 (gene SNAP23). Gene Ontology annotation, molecular function: SNAP receptor activity; syntaxin binding. Gene Ontology annotation, cellular component: plasma membrane; SNARE complex. Bases 1133 to 1762 code for a protein of 209 amino acids. The transcript has 8 exons. Lineage: Eukaryota; Metazoa; Chordata; Aves; Passeriformes; Pipridae. Gene Ontology annotation, biological process: exocytosis; synaptic vesicle priming; synaptic vesicle fusion to presynaptic active zone membrane. The record is from RefSeq and is a predicted model, not a curated record.
GGCAUUUUGCAACCCAUAAUGAUGUUACUGCUGUUGUAUGUAAAUACAGCGCUGUAAACACGCAUAGUGCCACGUGCUGCCGCUCUAAAAAGCAGGAGCCGAAGCCCGCGGUUACCUCAGCAACGAGAAGCCACGAACAUCGUGCUGGGCCGGCCCUGCCAGGGCGUCUGCGUCCGGGAAAUCUGCUCCAGGGGUGGUUUGGAAUACAGGAAGACAAACGGGCUCGUGCCCGCGUUUUGCAGCGUACAAUAACCUCACUCCAUUGGGACUUUUUGUGAACCCAAAGUCCGCAGGAGCUCAGAACAUCCCGAGAUGCUCCGAGAGGGAGAGGAGGGAAACUAAGGGCCUGAGAUCGCAGCAGUUUCACCGGCAGAGGGACCUUGUACAGGCUCAACGAGCCGCGUAAGCUGCUGCGGCCCCGGUGCUGUGAGAGCUGUCGGCAGUAUUGGCAGUGCUUGCAACCUUACUGCAGGUACGGGAUCCGACAGCAACCUGAGCAUCCACACCCGAGACGGAAUACAUCUUGGGAAAGGCUGCCCGGUCCAGCUGGAAAAGAUGAGGUCUGUGACUGCCAACAGCAGCUUUCCCUUUCUGCCCUCGUUCUCUCCGCUGGUGACAGAAGAGAGUUGACACGCAUCGUCCUAAUAGAGAGAAACUUAACUGGAGGAAAAGCCUCGCUGAUACAAACAGGGCUAUUUCUGUACCGCGCUAUUUGCUAACGCAGCUCCGCUCAGUGCGGCCGGACCGCGGGGCACCGCACGGACGGCGCACGCUCCACACACUCUGCAUGGACACCGCGCACCCCCCGCAUGGCACAUCCCGCACGGCCCGGGGCGGCACUCAUGUGCCCCAACCCCGCGCGGCGCCAUGAGGGAUGUACCGAGGCCUCCCGCGGGGGCGGCUGGUUCCCGCCGCCAUGUUGGGAGUGGCGGGUGGGCGGUGCCCGCUCUCGCUUCCGGGGGCGGCGGCGGCGCGCGCGGGCCGGCGCUCGGCAGCGGGGGCGGGCGGGACAUGGGACCUUAAAGGGGCGGCUGAGCGCGGCCCAGCCCGGCUCGGCGGGAGGGAGCGGCGGCGGUGGUACCGGGGGAAGAUUCUCUUUAGUGUGAUUACUUACAAGUAAUAUUACCUCAUCAUGGAAGAACUAUCACCAGAAGAAAUUCAGCUGAGGGCCAACCAGGUCACUGAUGAGUCUUUGGAAAGCACAAGGAGGAUUCUUGGUUUGGCCAUUGAGUCCCAGGAUGUUGGCAUCAAAACUAUUACCAUGCUAGAUGAACAAGGAGAACAACUAAAUCGCAUAGAAGAAGGCAUGGACCAGAUAAAUAAGGACAUGAGAGAAGCUGAAAAGACACUGACAGAGCUCAACAAAUGCUGUGGGCUCUGUGUCUGUCCUUGUAACAGGACAAAGAACUUUGAGGCCAGCAAGGCAUAUAGAGCAACCUGGGGAGAUGGAACAGAGAACUCAGCAGAUCAUGUGAUAUCCAUGCAACCAAGACGUAUAAACCAGCAGCAGCCUCAGGCUUCUGGAGGACCAAGUGGUGGAUAUAUUACAAGAAUAACAAAUGAUGCCAGAGAAGAUGAAAUGGAUGAAAAUCUUGCUCAAGUGGGAAACAUUCUUGGGAAUUUGAAAAACAUGGCUUUGGAUAUGGGCAAUGAAAUUGAUGCCCAGAAUAAACAAAUAGACCGGAUAAACGUAAAGGCUGAUACAAACAGGGACCGCAUUGAGCAAGCCAACAUCAGAGCCAAGAAAUUAAUUGACAAUUAAAGCCUGCUGUCAUUGUUCAAUGACACUAUCUCUCCAGCUGCAAACCACCAUAUUCAUGGAUCUGUGAAACUUUUAUUCUUUAAUAAGAGGGGCUGGGAAAAAUGAAGCAGUAACUUUCUAUAGUAAUUAAUUUUCUCUUAUUGCUUCAUGUAAACAUGGCUUUGACUCAAAGAAAGCAGCCAACUUCCUUCUACUCAUCUGCCUUCACUUCCUCUAUACUGCUCAGGGCUAAAAGUAUUAGGGCUUUGAGAAUCUUCUUGCAUGUUUUAUUCCUCCCCCCAGUUUUUCUUUUUUUAAUUUUUUUUUUUUUUUUUUUUUUUUUUAUUUCUUGCACCGAAAAUACAGUCCUUUUAUUGAAGUUGAACAAGCAGGGGUAACCUGAAUUCACAGUUGUGGAAAGUUGGAGAGGGCACUUUGCACUGUUUGAAAUACCUCAUAAGUUGAGUGUCUUCACUAAAAUAGGGACUUGGUGAACAUUGUCUAACUUGUAUCUCUAGCAUGCUAACCAUAGCUUUACAAUCCAGACCACAUGACUGGUUUGGGGUUGAGUUUGUGGAUCACAAAAUUGAAGAGGCCCAUUACUUACAGCUUGUGAGUUGAGGGCUUUAAAACACUUUGUAACCACACGAACUUUAAGGUUAUGGUAACUGGAGGGAUAUAGAGGUUUCCAUUUCUUUACUGUAAAUUGGCAUCACUUUGGAGGCCAUGACUAGGAAAUCAUGCUGCAUUGUUCUGAUAUUUGUUGUGCGUGUAUAUAUAUGCCUGAUCUAAACCCUGUGCACACGUGAGUAGAAGAAAAUAAAACUAUCUCCCUAAAGUAUUUAUUUGAUGGAAAUUUUUAUACCCCUCAUCUGAAAGUUAACUUCUAAGUGUUUGAAUGAUGCAUCUAAACUGGAAGAAACUGAGUAGAAAAGCAUGCAGAUCUCUUGCAUCCCAUAUCUUAUUCUCUUUUGGCCAGUUUUCACUGGAGUUCAGUUUAUGCCUUUCUCCAGUACAAAAUAGUGACUGAAAUCUGGUGCGGAGUUUGCUGUCAGCAGUGACUUUGGGAGUACUUUUUAAACCUAUCAAAACCAGAGAAGCUUAUUAUGAAACUUCUUUGUCACAGGUCUGGAGGAAGAAGUAGCCAUUUAUGAACUGUAUGCUAGUUCUAAAUAAACUAGUUCUAAAUAGUUUCCUGACUGGUUUAUUAUUGCAGAUAUUGGGACUGGCAAUUGGAAAUAUUACAUGUCCAAGUUACUUGCAACUAAAAGUUCUUGUUCUAUUGCAGAAUAGAGGAGUUUCUGACCAGGUGAGGUGAAGCUCUUUCCUAUGAAGAAAAACAUUUUGGUUUUACUGUAAUAUAAUUAGAUUUAUUUCCAGAAUUUUUCUUUAAAUCUUUAUAGUAAUUAAAUUGCAAGUGGCUUAUAUAAUUUUAACUCCACCCAGCUAUAUACUAUGCCUGUUAUACAGUUGAAAGUGAUGCUUUGGAGUAACCCAUGAUACUCAGUGUUGGAUGGCAAAAAUCUUCAAACCAAAUUGAUUGGAGGAAUAAUUAAAACUAAUAGCAUUAUGGGGUGUUUUUUUGGGAGGACAGUCUACAAGUAUCCUGUAGCCACUAGUAUUGAAUCCCAGGGCUGGAGAUGACACUAAUCCAUUGAAAUGUUUAGACAGUGUUAGGUAUUUUGUUUUCUUUUUAGCAGAAAUACAGUCAGUAUUAGUGGUAUAUUUUCAGUUCACUCCCAGCACAACUUGAUAUUUAAAGAAAAAAACCAAAAUCAGCAACCACACAUACACAGAACUCAACAAAAACCUAACCAAACAAAACAGAAAAACCCAAACAACUGACCAAAGGAUGAAACAGCUGCAUGUAAUAAAUAGGCCAGUGGCAGUUUGCCUUAUGUGAAGAAGGUGAAGUCAUUUUUAGGGCAUUAGAUACUUCAGUAAUGUGGAUUGGCUCUUGUCUAGCUUCCAGUAAUUGUUGGAAAGCCAAUGAAUUUCAAAAGCUUACUAGUUGCCCAAUCAGUAAAUGAAGAUUAUAUGCUUAAAAACCCAAGUAGCAAAGAAGUACUUUUUAAGAAUAUGGCAUAGUAAACUUCAAAGAACCACCUACAUAAGACAGUGUAGGGAAUUUUGGAUGAGCUUUUUUUUCCUUCUUACAAACUUCAUGUUAACUGAAGGAUUAUUUGCUGCUAGCUGUGAAAGCAAAGUAUACAUUAUUUAAUUGUCUUCCUGGGACAGAAGACUGAAGUGGUUACCUUUAUUCUGCUUACACAGUGCAAACCUGCUCUGUAGCAUUUGAACAUUCCAAACAUUGGGAUGUUUUUCUCCCUUGCCACUACAAGUCCAUAUUCUUGACUCGCCUGAGCUCUAACAACAAAUUAACACAUUGGCUGACAGAACACUGUGAUGGGUAUAUCAGAAUUGUAAUAUUGCAAUGAAUACCACACAAGGAAAUAAUUUCUGAGACUCUGAGCUUGAGUAUUAGCGGAGCAUCGAUACUAUUUUCUGAUCUGCAAGACCCAAAUCCAUGAGGGAGUUGGUGCCUUUAUGUUAGUGAACAACGCAGUCUGCUACUUGGAUUGUCUUACUGUUGUCUAUAGAAUAGAUGCCUAAUUUCCGUAUCUAUGGUAUGAAAUCAACCCUUGUACAUCUUUGUAUGUCUGAAUGCUAUUAAGAAUGAAGGCUUACAGUUUCUGCUUUUGAUUGUUAAAUUAUAUAUUGUGCACAAAAAUACAUACUUUUAUAACUGAA